This is a messenger RNA of Cataglyphis hispanica, 4668 nucleotides long. It is a transcript of the gene Calpb, whose product is annotated as calpain-A. The record is from RefSeq and is a predicted model, not a curated record. Bases 436 to 2745 code for a protein of 769 amino acids. Lineage: Eukaryota; Metazoa; Arthropoda; Insecta; Hymenoptera; Formicidae. Gene Ontology annotation, cellular component: cytoplasm. The transcript is spliced from 16 exons. Gene Ontology annotation, biological process: proteolysis. Gene Ontology annotation, molecular function: calcium ion binding; calcium-dependent cysteine-type endopeptidase activity.
ACUGAUCUGCAGUCUGCAGCUUAUUGUAGCUGCAAUGAUAAAGUCAUAUGACCUAUUUAUUUGCGUGUUACGUACCAAUUAUUUACUGGAAAAUGAUAAAUCAUUGCGACGCGUUCUUUUGUAUCAUAAGUAUCGCAUAACGAAAUUAUAUCGUAUUAGUACAUAUGUGCGUAUUAGUCGCGUUCUUUUUCCGCAAUGAUUGUAUUCGUGCGUAUGUUAUUUCAAAAGCGGCAAGCUUUAUCAUCGAUACUUAAAAAGUGAGGUUAAUCGAUGACAAUAAUAAAUAUUGAGCUGGGUAUCGUCAAGAGGAAUGCCGAAUGAUUAACUGAUUGACGUAUUUUGCUAAAUGCGAUCAAUCUAAUCUAAUUUAACUGAAAAGCGAUUUAAAACUCAGUUAAUUUGCGUAUUCGGGAUAAAAAUAUCGACUGGAUAAAAAUGUAUUCGUAUGGAUGGAACAAAGAAAUAUGCGAGCCGGAAUUUGUACGACAAGAAACGAAAAAGAUAGAGCUAGGAGAGAAAGGCUCCGGCUUUAGAUCACGAGGAGCGAUCCAAGAUUUUAACUCGCUGAGACGAGAAUGCCUGGCAACAGGACGUUUGUUUGAGGAUCCUGAAUUCCCAGCCGACGAUUCGUCGCUAUACUUCUCCCGUAGACCGGAUAGAUACAUAGAAUGGAAACGACCAAUGGAAAUUGCGGACAAUCCUCAACUUUUCGUGGAGGGUUUCUCAAGAUUCGAUGUUCAACAAGGAGAGUUAGGAGAUUGCUGGUUGCUAGCCGCCGUAGCGAAUUUGACAAUGCAUUCCAAUUUAUUCUUUCAAGUAGUACCAGAAGAUCAGAGUUUCGAAGAAAAUUAUGCUGGAAUCUUCCAUUUCAGAUUCUGGCAAUAUGGCAGAUGGGUCGAUGUCGUGAUUGAUGAUCGAUUGCCUACUUGUCGCGGAGAAUUGGUAUAUUUACAUUCGGCUGAAAGCAACGAAUUUUGGAGCGCUCUUCUUGAAAAAGCUUAUGCGAAACUUCACGGCUCUUACGAAGCAUUAAAGGGUGGCACAACUUGCGAAGCUAUGGAGGACUUUACUGGUGGAGUGACGGAAAUGUAUCAAAUGGAUCAAACACCACCAAACUUGUUUAAUAUAUUGUUGAAGGCUUUUGAGAGAAAUUCGUUAUUAGGUUGCUCCAUUGAGCCUGAUCCAAACAUAGUAGAGGCUGAAACACCCCAGGGUUUGAUACGCGGUCACGCAUACAGCAUUACUCGUGUAAAGCAUGUAGAGAUUCAAACACCGAACCAGUUUGGUACAAUACCUCUCUUGAGACUUCGAAAUCCUUGGGGAAACGAAGCAGAAUGGAAUGGACCUUGGAGCGACCAAUCACCGGAAUGGAGAUUCAUCCCCGAUCACGAGAAGGAAGAGCUUGGUCUGACUUUCGACAUGGACGGCGAAUUUUGGAUGUCAUUCCAUGAUUUUACACGCCAUUUUACUCAACUCGAAAUAUGCAAUUUAAAUCCCGAUUCCUUAACUACAGACGAUAUUGACGCCGGGAAGAAGCGCUGGGAGAUGAGUGUAUUUGAGGGAGAAUGGGUGCGCGGUGUAACAGCGGGUGGUUGUAGAAAUUAUUUAGAGACUUUCUGGCACAAUCCGCAGUAUCGUAUCACAUUAGAGCAUCCAGAUGAAGACGAUGACAAAUGUACCGUAAUCGUCGCCCUGAUGCAAAAAAACAGGAGAGCUCAAAAAAGAAUGGGUGCCGAUUGCCUUACUAUCGGAUUCGCGAUAUAUCAUUUGGAGUAUCCAGAAAGACUACCAAAGCCGCUAGACAUAAACUUUUUCAAAUACAAUGCAUCUGUCGGACGUUCACCGGCAUUUAUAAAUUUACGAGAAGUUACGUGUCGUUUUAAAUUACCACCGGGCGUGUACUGUAUAGUUCCAAGUACUUUUGACCCAAACGAGGAAGGUGAAUUCUUGCUAAGAAUCUUCUCUGAAAACAAGAACAAUAUGGAAGAGAAUGACGAAGAAGUUGGUAUCGGAGAAGUCGAUGAUAGGGUAAUUAACUCUGUGAGCGAUAAAGAGGAGCAUGAAGAUAAUGUUCGCGACGAACCCGAACAAGACCGCAAUACCGAAAAAGUUAGGGAAUUCUUCAAGAAACUUGCUGGUGAUGACUUGGAAGUGGAUUGGAUGGAACUCAAAGAUAUCUUAGAUUUUGCCAUGAAAAAAGAAUUACUGCAGUUGGCGCAUCAUAACGAGGCAUAUGGCCCUGAAACUGUUGAAGGAAAUGAUUCAUUUAUCAACACUCUCAUCUCACUGUUAUGCGGCAUUAUUUGUAAUAAUGAACAAUACAAUAAGCCUAUAGACACUCAUGAUAGAGGGUUCAGCAAAGAUAUAUGUCGCAGUAUGGUUGCUAUGUUGGAUGUAGAUCACUCUGGAAAACUCGGCUUUGAAGAAUUCAAGACAUUGUGGAACGACAUUAGAAAGUGGAGGGCUGUAUUUAAAUUAUACGACAGAGAUGAAUCGGGAUAUCUAAGUGCAUUUGAAUUAAGACAAGCGUUAAAUAGUGCAGGAUACCGCUUGAAUAAUCACAUUCUUAACAUUUUGGUUCAUCGUUAUGGCAAUAAAGAUGGCAGGAUUACUUUUGAUGACUACAUAAUGUGUGCAGUCAGACUUAAAACAAUGAUUGACAUUUUCAGAGAGAGAGAUCCUGAUCAAACCAACACAGCUACAUUUACAAUGGAAGAAUGGAUAGAAAAAACGCUCUAUUCCUAAUAUAAAUUUAUAUUUACCAGAAUUUACUUUUAUUUUAAACAUGAGAAUUUUCCUGAUAAUAAUAGGUCUAUUCUUUAUAAUUGAACUAGUUGCCCUAGUGGUACUAGUUCAGAGUUUAUCUUUUUCUUUCCACAUUGGAGGAAGAAAGAUAAACUCUUAACUAGUGUAGAUAGUCGAGUUAUAAAGAACAGACCUAAUGUGACAAUCGUAAAUGGGAAACAUUUGUUGAUAUGGAAAGCAACGAAGAAAGUGCUUUUAGAUUACAAUGUAUUGGGAAAUAAUAUAUAUAUAAAAUAUUAUAAUUUACAUAUACAUACAUACAUACAUACAUACAUACAUAUAUAUAUAUAUAUGUGUAUAAAAUUCCUUUUUCUGUGUAUAUUGUAUACAUGUAUAUGUGUAAUGUGCACACAAGGCCUAUUAAUUUCGCUUCUUCAAACUGAUGUUAUUGAAGAAAACGUCCAUUUAAAGAUCUGCAGCAUAUAUAUUUAAAAAAAUAUUUUAUCUUUAUUUUUAUAUAUAUAUAUAUAUAUUUAUAUGUACACCUAUUUUGCAGUUUGCGAUUAUAUCAAUUUGCAUAUGUAGAAGAAUUAUAUGAUACUGUGUGACCUCAAUAUGUUCCACACAAUUUCAGCAUUACUAAAAUUUACAUUAUUCAUAUUUAAAAUACAUGUAAUUUAUUGAAACAAGCGUGUGUAUAAACUAAUCUAUAUAUUUAUGCAAAUUUUCAAUUUGAGUAACAUAUGAAACAGCAAUUAUAAUAUUUUAAUGAUUCCAUUUUUUUUUUUUGUAUAAAAUUAAUAGUGACAGCCAUAUAAUACAUACCUGUUAAAAUGAGUAUCCAUAAAUGCAUAUGUGUAUGGUCAAAUAUUGCAAAAUGCAAAAUCAUAAAUAUUAUAUUUUUUUAUCAACAUGUUGCAUCCAAUAUACUAAAUAAACUUUGUACUUAAGUAUUGUGUUCCUAUUAUUAUAUACGUUUUCAGACGUAGAACAGAAAAUUAUUAAAGAUGAUAAACAUGUUUGUGAUUAUAUAGUUUCUUUGGCCUGUUUGAGAAUAUUGAGAACUUUUUUUUUAUGAGAUUCGAAGCAUUCAGUUUUUGAAUAAUUAAUCUAUAAAUAAUUUAAUUUAUAUUUUUUUAAACAUAAAGGAAGAAAAGCGCCUUUAUAUGAGUCAAAUUGUAAAUGACAACUUGAUUGCACCAUUUCAAUUAAAUUUGAGAAUUAUGCGUGCGUACGUAUGUGCGCGCGAAAAAUAGUAAUUUCUAAUUUGCGAUAUUUUAGUUAUCCUUUAUGCGAAAUUAUUAUAAAAAAAUUAAAUACAUGCAAAAAAAAGAUAUCGAGACGCAAAUAGCUUUCCCCUAAAUAUUUUAUUAAAAUUUCUUACAAGAUCAUAGUUUAAAAAGAAUUAAAGAUCGAUAUUUCCUACAUUUUAAAAAUUUUCUCUUUGUAUUACAUCUUUUUAAGCGUUAAGUUUCUUAGCCCGUUUUUUUACAGUGAUAUUUUCAUCAUAUGUCAUCUUGUUUUGUAACAAAAUAUUUUAAUAAAUUAGAUUAAUUAUGAAACUUUCUAAAAGUCUAAGAACAGAUUUGUUUAAUAUGAUGUUGAUAAAGCAAGGGAUAUUCGGAAAUCAAUUUUUGGUAGGCUUGCAAAAGAAAAUAAAAACAAAAUAUUUUAUACACAAAAGUUACUUAUAUUGCAUAUAUACUAUUUUUCUUGAGUGUAAAUGGAAAGCAACUUCAUUCAGCCAACUCGUCAAGCUCAUCACAUCAGAAACGCCUCGUUUUUCGAAUGUGAAUUAUUGAUUUUAUUUCUUAUAGUUUUUAGUAUCAUCAAAAGUUGAGCAUUAAUAUAUACAUCAAUAUUUCUACUGUCGAUAUAUAUUUCUCACAUAAAAAUAAUAAAUAAAUAAUUUUAAAAUUUUAA